AGCAGCAUACUCUCCAUCUUCCAGGCGGACAAGCAGGAGCGCAACAACAGUCUGCGUGACUCCCCAACCGCAUCGCACCUCUGUCCCGCCACUGGGCGUACUUUCUCAUCACUUCCUUGAAAGAGGAUAAACUAUUGGAGAUUUUCGGCGCACAGCAAGUAAAGAAAAAAAGCCCAUCGGGGUGAAUCAGAACUGGGUGUUUCCUCCCUGUCAGAAUGGCUUAAUAACUAAGUUGCUGUGCAGAACAGGAGUAGAGAAGCUGGAACUUUCAGGGAACCUUUUCUCGCACCGGAGUAGUCGCAGGAGCUCCAGGGUGGUUUAUUUAAUCCAGGAAGCCACAUCGGCCACCCGUUCCUCUUUUUUUUCUAUUCCUCUAGCUGUGGAGGUGGAUGGUAUGGUAUAACUUUUCCGUUCCAGUCGAACCUGAGCGGCCGGCGUGAGAGAGGAGAUACGGUGGUGGAAGAGGGGAUGCGAGGCUCUCCUCCGUCUCGGAUAGCGGAGCGGCUAUGAGGAGAGAGGUUCACCUGCUGGGCUAACAGAACAAGACCACACCGCACCAACAGAAUGCGGGAACGGGGUCCUUGCAUUUGUGGAGUAGGUGUGUGGAGUCUGCUGCUAUCCCUUUGCCUGGCCUCCCUCACACAUGCACACAGGAGCCACACAGUGCAUGUGAAGGCUGGCACAUGUGAGGUGAUUGCUGCUCAUCGCUGCUGUAACAAGAACAAGAUUGAGGAGAGAUCUCAGACUGUAAAAUGUUCCUGCUUCCCUGGACAGGUCGCUGGCACCACUCGGGCUAUGCCCUCCUGUGUUGACGCCUCCAUCGUAGCCCAGAAGUGGUGGUGUCAGAUGCAGCCAUGUAUGGAAGGUGAGGAGUGCAAAGUUCUGCCAGACCUCACAGGAUGGAGCUGCAGCUCAGGCAACAAAGUCAAGACCACAAAGGUGACCCGAUAGUCCAGCCCAUCUUAAUAGAAGCGGAAGGGAAAUGGUGGUGGAAGUAAUUAAUCAGCACAAUGGACCAAUCAAGUUGUGAGCAAAUGUACUCAGAUGGACUUCUAUGAGGAACCAGUAAUCGUUUCAUUUUUCUGAGGAUAUCCAAGAAAUGGUGGCUGAAAAGAGACAGGACUCUACUGCUGCUUGCCAUCACCUUAAACACAGCUGAGUGUCCUUGGUCCUUUACUGCAGAGGACCGCAUCCCCCCACAAACCUUUACUGCUACUACAAACUUCAACAAAGCGAACUAUCACCUAAACUUGAUUAGAUGACGAUUAAAAACAACUACUUCUUUACAGCAAUCUAUAUUCUUCAUCUCUCUUGUAUGGCUGAGUUGUGUUUGAUAUGCAUACUGGGAAUAAUGGGCGCUCUGGAUUUUAGACAGCUAUCCUGUAUUACAAACAUCACUAAAAAAAAAAAAAAGAGGGAGUGGAUCCAGAAUGCUUGCCUCAUGCAGUCCGGAUGGCGUAUUUCAAUUGACCUGUGCCACAUAUGACACACUUAAUGCUGUCAAAAGUGUUUCUCAAACCUGAAACUGAACCUUUUAUUUUAUCGGAUUUCACCUCCAUCAGAGUAUUUUACCUUAAAUAGUUUGUGGCUUACCACAUGCCAUUUUUUAAAAUGCAGAGACAGUUUCUUCUCUUUGCUUUUGUUUUUCUUUUUUC
Acanthochromis polyacanthus (spiny chromis) is the source of this 1655-nucleotide messenger RNA. RefSeq names its product chemokine-like protein TAFA-2. The transcript has 5 exons. The coding region runs from base 565 to 951 and encodes 128 amino acids. The record is from RefSeq and is a predicted model, not a curated record. Lineage: Eukaryota; Metazoa; Chordata; Actinopteri; Pomacentridae. Gene Ontology annotation, molecular function: receptor ligand activity.